Closterium sp. NIES-65 is the source of this 2085-nucleotide messenger RNA. The record is from the annotation of a GenBank genome assembly. Lineage: Eukaryota; Viridiplantae; Streptophyta; Zygnematophyceae; Desmidiales; Closteriaceae.
AUGUACACAAUUUCUGUGCCACUCACAUUCUUCACGUCCUCGUUCCUCCCCUCACCUCUCGCUCUGCUCUUCGCGCACGUACUAACCCCUACCUACUUUUCCGCGCCCAUGUCCGCCCUCGCACCGCUCAAGCCAUGUGCCGCGCGCCAAGCGCUGUCGCUAGGCCAAACGAGUGCGGCGUAUGUGGCAAGCGCCCCGACCGCGCAGCACGGCGGCGCAGCGAGCCAUGCGGGAGACGCACGGGCGGAACGGGCGCGCGAGCAGCUGUGGGUGGUGGGGGAGGUCGAGGAGUGCGCGGGCGGGGAGGAGGGGGAGCGGGCUGCGAGCGAGUGUGUGGGCACGUGCCCCGACAUGUGCCCUGCGAGGGAGCGCGCGGCGCGCGAGCGGCUGAGGGACCUGGCGGUGUUCGAGCGACGGCGCGACGACCCCUUCAGCACGUCGCCGCUGCUCGCCGUUAAGAAGUUCUCCCGCACCCUGGGCGCUGGCGGCGUGGCUGUGCCGCGCGACGAGAUCCGCCCGCCCGCAGUGCUGAUGCGCGCACUGGCGCACCUCGUGCGCAUCGUUGGGGGGGAGGGGACUGGCGCAGGCCACGGCGGAGGGCGGGGCGCGGAGCGCGGGGCGGUGGUGCUGGGCGAGGGGCGCAUGAGCGAGAGCGUGUACGAGUUUGUGAGCGACCGCAUGCGCGGCAUGCGGCAGGACAUGGCCAUGCAACGCAUCCACGGCGCCCAGGCCGUGCACCUGCUCGCACCCAUGGUUCGCUUCCAUGCAGCAGCAGCAUACGAGCUCGCCACGGCCCCUCCCCAGGCAGCCCCUGCAGCCGCGCGAGAGGCAGGGACUGCUGCUGCGGGCACAACAGGCAGGGGUGGCAGUGGUGGGGGCAGCAGUGCAGCGUGGAGAGGGAAGGGUGGGGGCAGAGGCGAGGAGGUGGCAUCAGGCGCAGGCAAGAGAGGCACUAUCACUUCCACCUGUGUCCCGUCGUCGCCCUCACCGUCAGCGGUGCAUCGGUUUGACGCGCAUCUGAAUCUGAAGCAUCUGGCGGAGGCGCUGCGCAGCCUGCUCUUCGCCUUCUCCACGUGCCGCCACCAUGCCACCUCUGCCCAUGCACGCAGCUCUGCACCCAGCAGCAGCAGCAGCAGCACCGCCACACGCGGCACGAGCAGCAGCGGUGGCGUGUGCACGUGCACAGGAGCAGCCACAGACCAAGGCGGUGGGGUGGAGGGGGGUGAGGCGGUGGAUACCUGGGGCGAUGACUCGGGGUCAGUUGCAGAUGCGCAGGGCGUGAGGAGGGCAGCGAGAGGCGCAGCGCUGCAAGGGGCAGGAGCAGGUGGGAGGAACGAGGAGGAGAAAGCGGUGGAGAGCUGGGAGGAGAGAGAGGAGAAGACGUUGGAGGGGGGUCGGGUGGGAAGUACAGCUGGAAUGGCAGCGGUGGAGGCUGGUGGUGGAGGUGGUGGGGAGGAGGUGGAGGAGGAGGAUGAGGAGGAUGAGGAGGGAGAGUUCACGUCGCUGUAUGUGAUACUGCACAUGGCGCCUCACUCGCACAUGCCCACGUGCGAGUCCCUGGCGCCCAUGCUCUCCUCCCUGCGCCCCUCCCUCCUGCGCUCCCCUCACAUGCGCCUCGCCCUCUCCCUGCUGCGUUGCUACAGGACAAACAACGCCAUCCGCUUCUUCCGCCUUGUGAGGCAGCGAGCUACGUACCUUCAGGCGUGUCUGCUGCACUUUCACUUCACUGCGCUGCGCUCGGUGUUUCUUAAAGCAAUGCAUGCGGCAGGGUACCGUCAGCACCCCAUCCCUCUGCACCACCUUGUACCGCUCCUCCUCUUGGAUUCAGAGGAGCAGGUGCAGGCCCUGUGUCGGCAGCUGGGCAUGCCCCUCACCCCUGUGGACGCCUCCCCGCCCUCCCACGUGCCUGCCUCUGCCCCACCAUCCCUCGCACCAGCCUCCCCCAUGGCCCUGGUGCCUCGGGAACCCCUGCACCCAGCAGUGCCAGCAGCGGUGGGGGAGGGCAGUGGCGGCAUGAUGCCGUGCAGUGUGGUGGACGCUAAGAGAGUGGGCUUUCGCCUUGCCUCGCUCCCUGCUCCCAUGUAG